Cyprinodon variegatus (sheepshead minnow) is the source of this 852-nucleotide messenger RNA. It is a transcript of the gene myct1b, whose product is annotated as myc target 1. The record is from RefSeq and is a predicted model, not a curated record. The transcript has 2 exons. Gene Ontology annotation, cellular component: nucleoplasm. NCBI's taxonomy places the organism in Eukaryota, Metazoa, Chordata, Actinopteri, Cyprinodontiformes, Cyprinodontidae. The coding region runs from base 73 to 627 and encodes 184 amino acids.
CUUGGAAAAAGGCUUAGUUUUUCUACGUGUGUGCAUCACUGUGGAGCUCAAACAAAAAACUCAUGCUGGAAAAUGGCCCAAAAUGAAACAGAUCCAUUUUUGGAAAUAUUAAAAUCAUUCAAUCUCGAUGAUAUGAUUCUAGCCUUCUGUUUGUCUAUGCUCGUGGGCCUGCUGCUGGGAGCUUUGGUCUACGUUCUGCUGACUUGGGCGUCAAGACGCCGGGCUACUGCCAGGAUCACAAGACGCUCCAAAAAGAAACCUCGAAAUUCCCAACGUGACCCCACAGGAAGCCAGUUUGGCCUUUACCGAAGCACUUUCCUGAGUGUUUAUAGACAGCCCUCUCUAGAGCCAGUGGGCCCAUUGGGGAGUAAACCUGGAGCAGAGACGUCCACCUUUCGGCCGUUGCCUAAAAAGAGCAGAUCUAGCCUAGGCAUGGGGGAUGAUACGCAGGUAACCAUGUCAGAGGACACAGUGGCUUUGGACUCUUCGGAUUCAGCUUCCCUUGUCCCAAACAAGAGAAAUUCCUUUUGGCUGGGCGGCAACGGACUUAAAGGAUUCCUUCCUUCAAAUACCCCCCCUCCUGCAUAUGACAGUGUUAUUCAUGCCUUUCAGGAGACAUGCACUUAAAGCUGUUGAGAUCAUGGGAACUGAACUUUUUUUGCUCCACCAUGUCUUUACUGAAUCUGUUGCACAAACUCCAGUUUAACUUUUUUUGGUGAUCACUACAACUGAAGUGAUUUUUUUUGAAAAAUAUGAUCUUAAAAGUCUUCCCACUUUUGUUAAAAUGCCACCUUUUAAUGAUGGAAAAAAUACCGUCAUAAUGCUAAUUUCUAAACUUUCUUUCACAUACAA